AUGGCCGCGGGAGCCGGGACGGCGGGCUCCGCUUCCGGCCCGGGCGUCGUGCGUGACCCAGGGGCGUCACAGUCGAGGAAGCGUCCCGGCAGGGAGGGCGGGGAGGGCGUGCGGCGAUCAGACGCGAUGGCGGGAGGAGGCGGGAGCAGCGACAGCAGCGGGCGGGCGGGAGGCAGGCGGGCGUCCCGUAGCGGCGGGCGGGCUCGGCGGGGGCGCCACGCGUCCGGGCUUGGGGGCGCCGCGGAGCGCGGCGCGGGGGAGGCGCGGCUGGAGGAGGCGGUCAACCGCUGGGUGCUCAAGUUCUACUUCCACGAGGCGCUGCGGGCCUUUCGGGGUAGCCGGUACGGGGACUUCAGGCAGAUCCGGGACAUCAUGCAGGCUUUGCUUGUCAGGCCCUUGGGGAAGGAGCAUACCGUGUCUCGGCUGCUGCGGGUUAUGCAGUGUCUGUCGCGCAUUGAAGAAGGGGAAAAUUUAGACUGUUCCUUUGAUAUGGAAGCUGAGCUCACACCACUGGAAUCAGCUAUCAAUGUGCUGGAGAUGAUUAAAACGGAAUUUACACUGACAGAGGCAGUGAUCGAAUCCAGUAGAAAACUGGUCAAGGAGGCUGCAGUCAUUAUUUGUAUCAAAAACAAAGAAUUUGAAAAGGCUUCAAAAAUUUUGAAAAAACAUAUGUCCAAGGACCCUACAACUCAGAAGCUGAGAAAUGACCUCCUAAACAUUAUCCGUGAAAAGAACCUGGCCCACCCUGUGAUCCAGAACUUCUCCUAUGAGACCUUCCAGCAGAAGAUGCUGCGCUUCCUGGAGAGUCACCUGGAUGACGCAGAGCCCUACCUCCUCACGAUGGCCAAAAAGGCUUUGAAAUCUGAGUCCUCCACCUCAGCCACAGUGAAAGAACCACAACCUCAGCCAGCACCAGAGCCUGUGGAAAAGCCACUCAGAGAACCUGCCAGGCAGCUACAGAGCACACCAACCACCAUUGGGAUUAGGACUCUGAAAGCAGCUUUCAAGACUCUGUCCAGUGCACAAGAUUCUGAGGCAGCCUUCUCAAAACUGGACCAGAAGGAUAUGGUCUUUCCUAAUAAAGUGUGCCCGCCAUCACCAGCCCUCAAAAACAAGAGAACAAGAAAAGAUGAUAACGAAAGUUCUGCCCCCGCUGAGGGUGAGGGUGGCUCUGAACUGCAGCCCAAGACCAAGCGCAUGACAAUAAGCAGACUGGUUUUGGAGGAGGACAGCCAGAGUACUGAGCCAAGCCCAGGCCUCGACUCUUCCCAGGAGGUCACACCGGCUUCACCAUCCAAGCCCACUGUCCUCAACCAACCCCUCCCUGGGGAGAAGAAUCCCAAAGUACCCAAAGGCAAGUGGAACAGCUCUAAUGGGGUUGAAGAAAAAGAAACUUGGGUGGAAGAGGACGAACUGUUUCAAGUUCAGGCAGCACCAGAUGAAGAGAGUGCAACCAAUACAACAAAAAAGCAGAAGUGGACUGUAGAGGAAAGCGAGUGGGUCAAGGCUGGAGUGCAGAAGUAUGGAGAAGGAAACUGGGCUGCCAUUUCUAAAAACUACCCGUUUGUUAACCGAACAGCUGUGAUGAUUAAGGAUCGCUGGCGGACCAUGAAAAGACUUGGCAUGAACUGA
Rangifer tarandus platyrhynchus (Svalbard reindeer) is the source of this 1632-nucleotide messenger RNA. Lineage: Eukaryota; Metazoa; Chordata; Mammalia; Artiodactyla; Cervidae. The record is from the annotation of a GenBank genome assembly.